CUUUUCAUAAAUAAAUGUCCAUUUCGUAAAAGAAUCCAUAAGUUUUAAAAUAACGAAAAACAAGUAAAAGAUUGAUUUUAAGAGUUAAAUUUUUAAUAGGCUCAAGGGAUAAAAAUAUUGAAUCGAAUGAUUGGGUAUGACCAGACCACCCCAGACAGACACAGCCAUGACCGUCCAUAUAUAGUACUUUAAGACGUCCAAAUUGGUUCCAGAUCCAGUUCCACCUGGUCUAUUCUAUCCCUGGCCAAACGGAGGCCCAGCUACUUCGAUAAAGGCCAGCAGUUGAUCGUUAUCGUGCCGUCUAAAACUACAAAUCCAAAUUCACUUAUUAUUUACAAUAUUCGAAAGACAGAUAUAUAUUGAAAGGUAUUGGGCAGCUGGGUGGGAUUUGGUGACAAUACCUGGAACUAUUUACUGACCACAUACACAAAAUGGACCAGUAUCUACGCCGUCGUGAGGGCGGAUUCAGCCAGCAAGGAGAUACGAAUUUUGUGUUCCGGCGUAUUUAUAGCAGUGUAAACAUGUUCAAUAGUUACCAUGCCAAUUGCCAACCCGUUGAGCCGGGACAACAUACAGGAGCCAUAUUUAAUUUGGACUUCAAUCCCGAUGGCAAUGUCUUGGUAGCGGCCACAGAGCGCAAAUGUGUCCUGGUCUUUGAUGCCAUAACCCAGCGUGAAAUCUUUAAUAUACCCGAUGCUCAUACAGACAGUGUAAACUGCAUAAAAUUCUUAGACGAACGUCUGUUUGCCACGGGCUCUGAUGAUUUCACAGUGGCUCUAUGGGAUUUGCGCAAUAUGAAACAGAAGCUUCGCGUUCUACAUGGCCACUCCAAUUGGGUGAAGAACAUAGAAUAUUCGUCCAAGGACAAACUACUGGUCAGCUCGGGUUUUGAUGGCAGCAUCUUCACAUGGGACAUUAACUCACACACAGAGCAAGGAUUAAUCUCGCAGCGUGUGUUCCAUGCCAGUGGACUGAUGAGAUGCCGCAUCUCACCAGCCGGUGAUAAAUUGGUUCUGUGUACCAGCGGUGGUUACAUUAUGAUUAUCCAUCACUUGGAUUUGACCACCCUGCACAAAGAUUUGUGUGGAUUUCGACCCGGCAUUUACCGUCUUAUGCAAUUGGGCGAGCAAUAUAUUCCUCAGGCUGCCAAGUAUGACCAUGUGUUUUCAAAGCGUCAAAAGAAGAAUCGUGUGGAAUUAGUCACCGAUUUUCCGGAGCAAAAUGAUGCCGAAAUGAUAACCGCCUUGCAGAUUCAUCCGCAGUGUCUCUGCAUGCUGACGCGUAAUGUGAGCUGCGAUGAGCAAAGUGAAUGGACCUGCAUACAUGAUAUCAAUGAGGAGACUACUCCAGCUGAUGAGGACACAGAGGAAGAGGAACCAGUGGUGAAGCGAAAGCGUGUAUCGACACCCAGCUCCACCAGCAGCAGUAGCAGUAAUAGUAGCAGCAGCAGCAGUAACGGUAGCGGUAACGGUAACGCGAGCGAUAACAGUACUAGCGGUAGCAGUACCGACAGUGGUAGCAGCAGCCGGAGCAGUUCGGCAUCAUCGACAGGCGAACGCGCUCAGUAUCCAACGCAAGCUGAUGCCCUCCUCAUGCGACCAUUGCGCCGUCCCACACGAAGUGUUCAAGUCAUACAUCUAGAGAAUGCUGCCUCUGCACGAGCCGCAGCUGCUGCUAGCAAUUCGCAGGCCACACCCAGAACAGAUUCCUAUAUUCCAGACAUAUGGGCAGCAGAAGUGACAGUGCAAGAGCGAGCCAUACGCCAGAGUCGGGCACGCAAUUCGAGCAAUCAUGUCAGCGGUUAUAAUUUCGUCUACGCUAUCAGCAGUGGCGUCUUGCCACUACGUCCUUCCGUGGCCAGUCGCCUGGUGGUUAAUAGCACGCGUCAGCGUCCUAACGCCGAGCCGUCCACCACGCCGCCAACAGGUGCCGCCAGUGGCAACAAUAGUGAGACCACUGUCCGAUUUGAGAUUAGUCCCCGCCUGCGUAUACGCCCCUUUAUAGACAGCCCAAACGUGAGUGUGGCGGCCAUGAAACAGAAAGGACAUUCGAUUAUGAUGAAUGCCAAAAAAUUACUCUACUAUGCCUCAGAGACGAAUACCAAGGCUAGUUUUAUCAAAGAACCCGGCUUUUCGGCCGAUGGCAGAAUCAUCUGCUCACCUUAUGGCAAUGGAGUUCGCCUGUUGGGCUAUUCUGCUAAUUGCAUGGAAUAUCCUAGAUAUCAAGUGUUCGAUGAGGUCAAACGCAGCCCCCGGCCUCUGGUAGAGAUAGCCACGAUAACGGAGCAUCAGGAUGUGGUGCUGUGUGCCAAGUUUAGUCCACGUGAACCACUUCUAGUAACUGGAUGCAAUGCUGGUGAAAUUACCUGGUAUAGACCAAAUCUUUAGAUAGAUGACUACCAUCCUCCGCCAUCCAAUUCACAAUCUUUUUACAUAUAUUGGCGAUAAAAUAUUAUAAAUAUAUAAUUUGCGAGACGAGAUUCCGGUGAAGUCUAUAUUCAAGUUAA
Drosophila willistoni is the source of this 2506-nucleotide messenger RNA. RefSeq names its product DDB1- and CUL4-associated factor 10 homolog. Gene Ontology annotation, molecular function: protein binding. The record is from RefSeq and is a predicted model, not a curated record. Gene Ontology annotation, cellular component: Cul4-RING E3 ubiquitin ligase complex. Lineage: Eukaryota; Metazoa; Arthropoda; Insecta; Diptera; Drosophilidae. The coding region runs from base 432 to 2387 and encodes 651 amino acids. The transcript has 3 exons.